AAACAGCUCAGAGUAUCCACACAGACAGUUAGGAUUUUUAGUUCUUUCUGUGGAUGUUGGGUCCUCAGAGUCUUCAGAGUUGUGGAGGUUCAGGUUCAGACCCAGUGUUUUUGUUGCAGCAGAACCUCACCGUGUGGUUUUGGUCCGGUGCCAGUGAGGCUGAUGGAGCAGACACGACCUGCUGCAACACACACCACACUAAGAGCACUUCAGCAGUCGUCUGCUGGUGCAGGGUAGUAAUUUCCCUGUCCUGCCAGUCUGUGUGUGUGUGUGUGUGUGUGUGUGUGUAAGGGUGUUACUUUUCAGCAGUAGAGUCUGUGAUAUCUACUUAAAACGUAGGAGGACGAAGUUGAGGAGGAGGAGGAGUAAAAGUCAGGUUAUAAAUGCCCUGCAGUUUGAUUAGCUCCUGUGUUGCUUCUUUAAAUGUAGAUAAGAAAAUAUCAUCCCACACUCUCUGAGCUCUUUAACAAGUUUACUGUGUUAUAAGAACGAGCUGCAGACGGACUAAUAUGACUGUGUGUGUAGAGAGGACGAGGCUGUGGAACAAUGUUGUUUUCCUGGUGGUAUGGUCCAAGUGAAAUUACAAUUUGACUCAUGGUUCCCGUCAAAAUGUGUCUGAAUCUGAGAUCAGGUCAUAAAUCCUGGGUCUGAGAUGCUGACUCGGUGGUGGAUGGUUUCCGGGGGUCUCUAGGUCACUGCUGUCGCUGCACCAUGGAAAGAGAGGGCUCUUUACGGAGGAAUUUGAGGAGUCUCCAUAGCCGCCUGAAGUUGGGCAACAGUUCCACCUCCAGUCUGACCGACCUCUCACAGUCCAAAACCUCAGCAGGAGGAGGAGCUGAGAGAGGAGCAUCGACUGGAGGGUUGACGGAAGAAUGCAGCAAGGACAAAGGGACCCAACAGAGGAGGGCUGGGGCCAACGCCACCUGGAACAGCAUCCACAAUGCAGUGAUCUCUGUUUUCCAGAGGAAGGACCUGGGAGAAAACGAACUCUACACAUUAAAUGAAGGUGUCAGGCAGCUGCUAAAGACGGAGCUGGGCUCUUUCUUCACUGAGUAUCUACAGAACCAGCUGCUGACCAAAGGCAUGGUCAUUCUAAGAGAUAAGAUCCGCUUCUAUGAAGGUCAGAAGUUAUUGGACUCGCUGGCCGAUACUUGGGAUUUUUUCUUCUGUGAUGUUCUAUCUAUGCUACAGGCCAUCUUCUAUCCUGUGCAGGGAAAAGAGCCUUCAGUGCGCCAACUCGCUCUGCUCCACUUCAGGAACAUUAUCACCUUAAAUCUAAAACUGGACGAAGCUCUGUCUCGACCCAGAGCCAGAGUUCCUCCAUCUAUAAUACAGAUGCUGCUAAUACUACAGGGUGUCCACGAAUCUAAAGGUAUAACAGACGAUUACAUUCGUCUGGAAUCUCUCGUCCGGAAAGUGGUCUCGCCUUAUCUCGGGACUAAUGGAUUAUAUUCAGAUGGAUCCUCUAAUCCACACUGCUCCACCUGCCUUUUAGAAAAGCGUUUGCAGCGCUCCUGGUCCUCUGGCCCAGGGAACUCCCCGGCUGCUAAAAACCCAGUGGUUCGUUCUAAGAGCUACAACGUCCCCAUGCUGACACCUGUGGUUGAGUACGACACAGAUUCCCCAACAGGAGUGGGAACAGGUAUCAGACGACACUCCUUCUCAGAGAUUACUUCCUGUGUGGAGGAAAGCAGCUCUGUAGCUGAAUCAACCACCAAUGCUGGCAGUAACAGCGGAAAAUCCUGCCUCGCAAACCACUCCACAGCUUCUGUAGAACAUGUGGCAGAUUCAGACAUAGUGACCUCCAGCCAUGUUCCUCAGAUCAACCACAAUCUCCUCCUUAAGCAGCUGCAUCCCUCCUUGGUCAUCCUCCCAGAUUUUUGCCCUCACAAAGACACACACAGCACCGGAUCACUGGUGUCGGACUCACCUUUGUCCUCCAGAGUCCUGGCUCCAGACACUAGCUCUGGUCCUAGUCCGUCCUCCAGUCCUGAGAUGGUGGUGGACCAUAUUCAGGAGUCUCUGGACUCAGAGACAGAGCCAGAUGGCAUUUUUCUGAACUUCAGUGCUGGGGGGUCAACACACAGCAGGGACAGUGGCAGACAGAGUGUGGCCUGACACACACACACACACACACACACACACACACACACACCAGCAAACUCAUCAAAGAUGAUACUGAGCCAUUGUUGACAUUCCUCACAACGUGUUUUUCUAAAAAAGAAAAUUACAGAAAACAAUCAUUACAUGUACUGUUUGUAACAGAUUCAUAAUAAAUUAUUUUUCUAGACAUCUAUUGCUCAAAAGCAGUAUUUUUUUUAUUAUGACACUUUAACUGGUGUUCUACAGAAACAUCCAGAAACACUCCAAAUAUGCAUAAUGAAAGAGCAGAAAAAGAAAAUUAACUUAAUCCAAAUUGUCUAUUUUCUGAGAACGCUUUAAGUGAAUAUAGAGUUAACUAACUGAAUGUUUUGUGCCAUUGAAAUUGAUCUAUUUGUUUCCACUUAUUGUCAGUGAAACUUCUUUUGCAUCAACGUUGUUAAACAUACUGUAUGUGAUGUAUGAAUUUGUCAAAGAAACACUAUUUAUGUGGUAUUAUUUUUGGGCCAUACGUUAUUUUCUACGUGAAAAUUUUGUCGAAUAAAUAGGAUUUAUGGUGACAAAAGAAUUUAAGAAAAUAAAAUCAAUAAACUUAAUAUUUAUAUUUA
This is a messenger RNA of Cynoglossus semilaevis (tongue sole), 2708 nucleotides long. Its product is annotated as proline-rich protein 5-like. The coding region runs from base 712 to 2118 and encodes 468 amino acids. The record is from RefSeq and is a predicted model, not a curated record. Gene Ontology annotation, cellular component: TORC2 complex. NCBI's taxonomy places the organism in Eukaryota, Metazoa, Chordata, Actinopteri, Pleuronectiformes, Cynoglossidae. Gene Ontology annotation, biological process: TORC2 signaling. The transcript is spliced from 10 exons.